Messenger RNA from Cooperia oncophora, 531 nucleotides. The record is from the annotation of a GenBank genome assembly. NCBI's taxonomy places the organism in Eukaryota, Metazoa, Nematoda, Chromadorea, Rhabditida, Trichostrongylidae.
AUGCUUCAGCUUAAAUCAGGGUCGGUAAUGCACUAUGGACCAUACGGGUUUGCAUCAGACCCUUACACACCAACAAUUAGAACCCUCGAACGUGGCCAGCAGUCCACAAUCGGUCAAAGGAUUGGACCAUCAUUUCUGGACUAUCAAGCGAUCAACACUGCCUAUGGCUGUAGCAACCAUUGUAUGCCUAUCAACUGCUUUCACAAUGGCUAUGCUCAUCCAAAUAACUGCUCCAUGUGUGCUUGUCCAGAUGGUCUCGGUGGACAGUUCUGCGAGACUGUUCUUCCUUCUAUCGGCUCAUGUGGAGGCACAUUAACGGCCUCUACAAAUGCACAAUAUAUUUCAAGUCCAAAAUAUCCACAUCCUCAUUCUCAAGGCACGGAAUGUUUCUGGAUCCUUCGUGCGGCACCCGGUGGGCGUGUUUUCUUGGAAUUUAUGGACAAUUUCGAGUUUUACUGCGAAGACACAUGUGAUAAGAAUUAUGUGGAAGUGAAAUAUCACAACGAUAAACGCCUCACAGGAUCAAGGUGA